Messenger RNA from Mesitornis unicolor (brown roatelo), 402 nucleotides. RefSeq names its product microseminoprotein, prostate associated (gene MSMP). The transcript has 3 exons. The coding region runs from base 1 to 402 and encodes 133 amino acids. The record is from RefSeq and is a predicted model, not a curated record. Lineage: Eukaryota; Metazoa; Chordata; Aves; Mesitornithiformes; Mesitornithidae.
AUGGCCAUGCAAGCACAGAAGAUGGGGUGCGCCUGGGGCAGGGUUUGCCUGCUGCUCUCCCUUCUCCUUCAGCUGCCGGGCUCCCAGGCCAAAUGCUACUUCCAGGCUAAAGCUCCCUGCGAGUACGAGGGGAAGCAGUUCUCCCUCGGGGAGUCGUGGCUGAGCACCAACUGCCUGCUCUGCACCUGCCUGCACCCCAUCGGCGUGGGCUGCUGCGAGACCACCCAGCACCCCAUCGACUUCCCUGACUGGUGUGAGGCCCACUACGACUCGCAGACCUGCCAGAUCUCGGUGGUAAACCCCAGCCUGCCCUGUGUGAAGAGCAUGGAGCACGAGUGGGGCUCGGCUGGCACCCCUGAACCACUGAGCAACAAGGUGCUGGGCAUGGGGCUGAGCAGAUAA